Messenger RNA from Penicillium soppii, 1200 nucleotides. RefSeq lists its product as uncharacterized. Gene Ontology annotation, molecular function: protein binding. The record is from RefSeq and is a predicted model, not a curated record. Lineage: Eukaryota; Fungi; Ascomycota; Eurotiomycetes; Eurotiales; Aspergillaceae. The coding region runs from base 1 to 1200 and encodes 399 amino acids. The transcript has a single exon.
AUGACUUUCAUAAGAGAGUUCCCUCUGGACUUGUCCGAUCGUCUAUAUCGAGCUACAGAGAAGGUUAAGAUCAUGAUCAAAAUGAGGCCCUGGUCACCAAAACGAAAGAAACAGGAGGAUGGCUCCGGCCGUUGCUACCUAAUGGAAUUACCAACCGAGCUGUUGUUGGAGAUCACAUCCCAUCUGACAGUAAUUCCGGAGGCUGCUCUUGCGUUGACCAACAAGCGCAUGUUCGCCAUCUCUGGCGAGAUCCUGUUUUCGAAAUCCCUCCGCUUCACUCGAGAUUUUGCGCCGCUUUUCCACCAUUAUCGCAAUGGGCAUAACUUCGUCACUCCCCGAUGGUCAUUCCUCAACUUGUUAGAAAACAGUCGCUGGAAGCUGUGCUCCAAGUGUUUGAAGCUCCACCCUCGAGCCGCUUUUGCGGCAAGAGAGUUACGGCGGAAGCCGGAGAAUCGCACUUGCAACAUUGGCGACCUGGCAGGGAUUGUCGACCUGUGCCCAUGCAAGAAACUGACCUUCCGCGACAAACUUGAUCUUGCAGAUCAGGUCCGAGUAAGACAGAUAACUCUACAAGCCCUAAAGUCGGAAUUCGGAGACGCAGUUGGAGACCGCUACUGCUGGCAUACAUGCACCGAGCAUUAUGGCCCAACGGAGCUUACGACAUCUUUAUUCCCGGAACUCGACCACAACAAUCAACUGGUGAUUCGCACUGAAUACCAACUCACCACUGAAUCAGGCCAAGUCGGGAAGGAAGAGUUCAUGACGCCACGGUUUGGCUGUGCACACCGAUCCGUCGACCUAUGGGUCUCAAGCGUCCACCAAACGACCAUCUGCCGACUCUUCGACUCAUUCUGUUCCUCUUGCCAACGAAUUUCCGUCUGCAGUGCAUGCAACACAACACUCAAAUGCCCACGGAAAGCGCCCUUCCACUCCGAAAAAUCCGGCAAAGCAACAUAUUCAUUCUGGACGCAACGAUGCCUAGGAGGAAUGGAUCCAGUGCCCGAUUCGGCUUGGGCCACGCAGAGGAUUCACCCCGCUGAACCAUCUAUCGGUAUCGAAAAUUGCAAUGAGCUUUGUCCUUGGACGGUGCGGGAACAUCCUGCUCUGUCUUUUGCGCCUAGCAUUGAACAGGAAAUACUCGAUCCUGGAAUAGGUAAUCAACCCAUGAGUCAACUUUACACGUCCAUCAACAUGAUUUAA